GCCUCCCCGGGCUGCGGCGGCGCCCCCUGCAGGCCGCGGCGGGCAGAGCGGGCGGAAGGAACCCGAGCCGGGCUGCCACCGUGUCCCAACCGGUGCCGCCGCCGGAGCUUCUCCGGGCCCCGAGUCCGCGCCGAACGCCCUCCUCGCCGCCCGCCGCGUCCCGGCGCCCUCCGGAGCCGCCGCGCCGCCCGCGCACACCUGAAGCGGCCGGGCCAGGCCCUGCCUCGAUCCUCAGCUCGUCCUCCCCGCCCCGCACCGGCCUUCACUCUGGAGCGGCCCCGGCAGCCGCAGCAGGGGCGGCGGCGGCGGAUCGAGGAGCUCUCCAGGUCGUCCCGGGAGAGGCUGCUGCAGUCCCGGGACAGGAUGUUCUCCAAGUUCACCUCCAUCCUGCAGCACGCCGUGGAGGCGCUUGCACCUUCUCUUCCUUUACAAGAAGAUUUUGUUUAUCACUGGAAGGCAAUUACCCAUUACUACAUAGAGACUUCAGAUGAUAAAGCCCCAGUGACCGAUACAAAUAUUCCAUCGCAUCUGGAACAGAUGUUAGAUAUACUGGUUCAAGAAGAAAAUGAACGGGAAUCUGGAGAGACGGGGCCAUGUAUGGAAUAUUUGCUUCAUCACAAGAUCUUGGAAACAUUAUAUACCUUGGGGAAAGCUGAUUGUCCUCCGGGAAUGAAACAGCAGGUUUUGGUUUUCUAUACGAAACUUCUGGGAAGAAUCCGGCAGCCACUACUUCCACACAUUAACGUGCACAGGCCAGUGCAGAAAUUAAUUAGACUCUGUGGUGAAGUCCUAGCAACACCAACAGAAAAUGAAGAGAUUCAGUUUCUUUGCAUUGUGUGUGCGAAGCUGAAACAGGACCCCUACCUGGUUAACUUUUUCCUAGAGAAUAAGAUGAAAUCAUUGGCUUCCAAAGGAGUACCAAAUGUAAUUUCAGAAGAUACAUUAAAAGGUCAGGAUUCCUUGUCAACAGAUACAGGACAGUCCCGUCAACCAGAGGAACUAUCUGGUGCUACUGGAAUGGAGCAAACAGAAUUGGAAGAUGAGCCUCCUCAUCAGAUGGAUCACCUGUCCACAAGCUUGGAUAACCUCAGUGUCACCUCACAGCCAGAGGCCUCGGUUGUUCGUCCAAAUCAGGAUUACAAUUUAGUGAAUUCUUUGUUAAAUCUUACUAGAAGUCCUGAUGGCAGAAUAGCUGUGAAGGCAUGUGAAGGCUUGAUGCUGUUAGUAAGUUUGCCAGAGCCUGCGGCUGCAAAGUGCCUUACACAGAGCACUUGCUUGUGUGAACUACUGACAGACAGACUUGCCUCCCUGUACAAGGCCCUACCUCAGUCAGUGGAUCCGUUAGAUAUUGAAACCGUGGAAGCAAUUAACUGGGGCUUGGACUCAUAUAGUCAUAAAGAAGAUGCUUCAGCAUUUCCAGGAAAACGAGCCUUAAUUUCAUUUCUUUCCUGGUUUGAUUAUUGUGAUCAGCUCAUUAAGGAAGCCCAAAAGACUGCUGCUGUUGCUCUUGCCAAAGCUGUUCAUGAAAGAUUUUUCAUUGGUGUUAUGGAACCUCAAUUAAUGCAAACUUCUGAGAUGGGUAUUCUCACAUCCACUGCUCUGCUUCAUCGCAUCGUUCGGCAAGUGACCUCUGAUGUUUUGCUUCAAGAAAUGGUGUUUUUUAUCCUUGGAGAACAGAGGGAACCAGAAACUCUGGCAGAAAUCAGCAGACAUCCUUUAAGGCAUAGGUUAAUUGAACAUUGUGAUCACAUAUCUGAUGAGAUAAGCAUAAUGACAUUACGAAUGUUUGAACAUCUUUUACAAAAACCCAAUGAGCACAUUCUUUACAACUUGGUCUUGAGAAAUCUUGAAGAAAGAAAUUAUACAGAAUAUAAACCUUUGUGUCCAGAAGAUAAAGAUGUGGUAGAAAAUGGAUUGAUAGCAGGAGCAGUAGAUCUGGAAGAAGAUCCAUUAUUUACUGACAUUUCACCAGAAAACACUUUGCCAAACCAAGAGUGGCUUAGUUCUUCACCUCCUGCUACUCCAGACCACCCCAAAAAUGAUGGAAAAACUGAAGUUCAUAAAAUUGUAAAUAGUUUUCUCUGUCUGGUACCGGAUGACGCAAAAUCCUCCUACCAUGUUGAGGGCACAGGAUAUGACACUUACCUCCGAGAUGCUCAUAGGCAGUUCCGAGACUACUGUGCUAUCUGCUUAAGAUGGGAGUGGCCUGGGUCUCCAAAAGCAUUGGAAAAGUGCAAUUUAGAAGCCGCUUUCUUUGAAGGUCAUUUUUUGAAAGUGCUGUUCGACAGAAUGGGAAGAAUUCUUGAUCAGCCAUAUGAUGUAAACUUACAAGUAACCUCAGUGUUAUCUAGACUUUCUCUCUUCCCUCAUCCACACAUCCACGAGUACCUUUUGGAUCCUUACGUGAACCUCGCUCCUGGCUGUAGAUCUCUCUUCUCUGUAAUUGUCAGGGUUGUUGGAGACCUUAUGCUUCGAAUCCAGCGUAUUCAAGACUUUACUCCCAAGCUUCUGUUAGUCAGAAAGCGGUUACUUGGUUUGGAACCUGAAGGCCCUAUUAUUGACCACAUCACACUGCUAGAGGGUGUGAUUGUGUUAGAAGAGUUCUGUAAGGAGCUGGCGGCAAUUGCAUUUGUGAAAUAUCACGCUUCCUCCACACCAUAAAUAACAUCUUUCAUGUAACUGGGGGAACAGAACUACUGUGUACAUUUCACCAAAAAAGACUCAGUUCCACCCAGCCACAAGAGGAUAAAAAGCCUUUUUAAACGCAGUAUUGCUGUAAACUGGACAGAACCAUUAAGAACCUAUUGAGUGGACAUUCUUGGUGAAAUGUUGUAUAAUGUUGUUUUCAUUGGCUUUAUCAUAAUGGUUCUAUAUAUACAAUUGCACAUUGUUGAAUCCAGGAUACAAUCAAAGGAACUUCAGGAAAUAAGCAUUUCUAAUGACUGUGUGAAAAGCUGCAAUAUUUCCGAUGUCAUGACUUUGAUGAUAUUUCUGUUAUGUUAAUGUCCUUUUAGGUAGCAAGGCAUUUUGACAUUCUCUGGGACUCAAAUGCUUGUAUUCUUUUGGAUUAAUAAGUAGCAAAAAAAAAUCACUAAUUUUAUAACUUUUUAAGGUCAGAAUUCUUAUCAAACAAAA
Molecule: messenger RNA, 3135 nt
Organism: Pan troglodytes (chimpanzee)
Lineage: Eukaryota; Metazoa; Chordata; Mammalia; Primates; Hominidae
Gene: FHIP2A
Product: FHF complex subunit HOOK interacting protein 2A
Exons: 17
Coding region: 364-2661 (765 amino acids)
Source: RefSeq, a predicted model, not a curated record